AGUCCUCCUCCCACGCCGCCUCUUCCACCUCCGGCCGGCCGACGCCUCCGUUCCGCCGCGAAACUCCCUUCAAAAUUCCUUGAAAUCCCUAAUUUCCCACAAGCAAGUGCAGUGCAGACGACACAUUCGCUCGCGCGCCGCUGCUUCCUCGUUGAUUCUGCCACUUCCCCAAGUCGAUCGAAUCGAUCGAGGCCCAACCAUGGCUGCUUGCCACAUUGUCCCUACAAGAGACAGCAACAUCUUCCGUCUCCGGGUAAGGCUCCCGUCGUCCGAGGAUGCCACCCCUGAACUACUAGAGUUGAGCACGGUCGUUGCUGGAUGCAGAUUCCGUACGUUGUACUGGCCUGCACGCACGAGCCCCAGCGACAAGUUCGGUAUCCGCCCGACUGGCCCCGUUCUGAAAGCCGCUGCCAAGGUGUCCACACACAUGGUUUUGCUCGACAAGACCGGCACACCGGCACCUUCCAUCGGGACUAGGUUUCACGUCGAUGGUAUGUUUGUGUUGUGCGCACCGAGAGAAGAUGUCAAGGCCAACUGUGUUGUGGACAACCACUUCGUGGUGCUCUGCUCUGUGAACAUUGAGCACCAUUCAGAUCCAGCGAUCCCUCCAUGGGCACCUCCGUCUUCAUCAACGGAGAAUGAGCUCCCACAUUUGGCUCAUAAUCUGGCCGUGCUGUGGGGUAAACAAGAACUCACUGACGUUUCCUUCGACGUUGGAGGGGAGAGCCUCGGUGCACAUCGCCUGGUGCUCGCGGCCGCAUCACCAGUCUUUAGAGCGGAGCUGUACGGCCCCAUGGCCGAAAGCAACAUGACAUCUAGCAUCACCAUCCAAGAUAUGGAGGCCUCCACCUUCAGAUCUAUGCUCCAUUUCAUAUACCAUGGUUCAUUACCCGACGCUGGCAAGAUAGCUAUUCCUUCCACUAUCGCAGAAUACCAGCAUCUGCUUGUGGCUGCUGACAGGUACGCGGUGGAGAGGCUAAAGAAGAUCUGUGAGGACAAGCUAUGUGCUGAUGGUAUCACGGUUGACAGUGUGGUUUCAAUGUUGGAGCUGGCAGAGCAGCACGUCUGCUCCAAUCUCAAGGCUAGGUGCUUUAGUUUCCUCGCCGAUGGUGACAAUUUCAAGGUGGUUGCGACAUCUGGUGAGUACCUCCGUUUGAUGCAGAGCUUUCCGAAUCUCUUGGCUGAAGCACGCGAUAGGUUCAAGAUACCACAUGAAAAGCCGACCAUCAUGGACCCUGGUUCUCACAAGAAAACUAGACUAUGUUAGGCAUGAUGACGCGAUGGUGAUACAGAAAUGUAGGGUCGAUGAAUUGUACCCCGGUUGUAUGUCGUUCUUAUGUUCCUGUUUAGCUUGUUCUUUCUAGUAACCUUGUCU
Molecule: messenger RNA, 1375 nt
Organism: Lolium rigidum
Lineage: Eukaryota; Viridiplantae; Streptophyta; Magnoliopsida; Poales; Poaceae
Product: BTB/POZ and MATH domain-containing protein 3-like
Exons: 1
Coding region: 200-1267 (355 amino acids)
Biological process (GO): protein ubiquitination
Molecular function (GO): protein binding
Source: RefSeq, a predicted model, not a curated record